UAUAAAAAGGCAUAGCAUGGGGAGGGAGGGCUGCCGUGCAGCAGGAACUGCGCAGACACACACAUACACACACACAGGGAUCCAGGGACGGCAGCCCCUUUGCACUGGGAUCUAAAGCCACAGCUCGGAAGAGAGGUGAAAGAAAACACUCCACAAAAGCGACACAAUGGCAGAGAAAAUUAAAGACGCUAAGAUCAUCUUUGUUGUGGGUGGACCUGGCUCUGGAAAAGGCACCCAGUGUGAGAAGAUAGUUACAAAGUAUGGCUACACUCAUCUGUCUUCUGGUGAUCUGCUCCGUGCUGAGGUGGCUUCCGGCUCUGAUAGGGGCAAACAGCUCCAGGCCAUCAUGCAGAAAGGAGAGCUUGUACCCCUGGACACAGUUUUAGACAUGAUUAAGGAUGCCAUGAUCGCCAAGGCUGACGUCUCCAAGGGCUUCCUUAUUGAUGGCUAUCCCCGUGAGGUGAAGCAGGGAGAGGAGUUUGAGAAGAAGAUUGGCAAACCCUGCCUGCUGCUGUACGUUGAUGCAAAAGCAGAGACCAUGGUCAAGAGACUCUUGAAACGUGGUGAGACCAGCGGCCGUUCUGAUGAUAAUGAAGAGACCAUCAAGAAGCGCCUGGACUUGUAUUACAAAGCAACUGAGCCAGUCAUUGCUUUUUAUGAGGGCCGCGGUAUUGUCAGGAAGGUGGACUCUGAGCUGCCCGUGGAUGAUGUCUUCGCUCAGGUCUCCAAGGCUAUUGAUGCAUUGUAGUAAAACAACAUAAUUGGA
This is a messenger RNA of Melanotaenia boesemani (Boeseman's rainbowfish), 766 nucleotides long. RefSeq names its product adenylate kinase 1 (gene ak1). The transcript has 7 exons. The record is from RefSeq and is a predicted model, not a curated record. NCBI's taxonomy places the organism in Eukaryota, Metazoa, Chordata, Actinopteri, Atheriniformes, Melanotaeniidae. The coding region runs from base 167 to 748 and encodes 193 amino acids. Gene Ontology annotation, biological process: ATP metabolic process; nucleoside triphosphate biosynthetic process. Gene Ontology annotation, molecular function: ATP binding; AMP kinase activity; nucleoside diphosphate kinase activity. Gene Ontology annotation, cellular component: cytosol; cytoplasm.